CUGGAUUUAUUUACCUUGUUUUCGAACAUACCUAUUGAAGUAUUCAAGGAGAGCGUUCGUAUACUGGGAACUAUUACUGCACUGUGAACGGUUAUUGCGUAGUAGCAUUAAUUAAUAUAAUAGCCUUUAACCAACUAAAAUAUAAAUAAAUCACGAAUAAAGGCUGUAGUUUAAAUGGAGUCUUUUUUUACCUCAAUUUAGCUCAAGUUGACAGCACUUUUGGAUGUUUAUUUUUUGAACGCUCCCCAAUAUUUUGACAUCAUAAUUGACAUAUUGUGAUAUUGUAUAUAGGGCUAUUUUAUUUGCCUCAUUCGUUCUUACUUAGACAAAAUAAUUAAUAUGAAAAAAAUAUUAAUUCUGCUGAGUAAAGUUCAGUUCAAAGCUUAGCAAAUAUUUGUAUAUAUCAAUUACUAUUUAUUAGAUAUUUAAUAGACUAUAUACAAAAAUGGCCCGAAAUGCUGAGAAGGCAAUGACGACGUUGGCACGAUGGCGCGCCGCGCAAGUGCAGGAGACGGGCGGACAGCGCGAGCGCCGGCCCUACCUAGCCUCAGAGUGCACCGAUCUGCCACAAGCCGAAAAGUGGCGUCUGCAAAUCGUCCGCGAGAUCGCCAAGAAGGUCGCGCAGAUACAAAACGCUGGUCUAGGCGAGUUCCGCAUCCGCGACCUGAACGACGAGAUCAACAAGCUGAUGCGCGAGAAGCGACACUGGGAGGUCCAGAUCAAGUCACUCGGCGGGCCCGACCAUGCCCGCGUCGGGCCUCGGAUGCUCGACCAGGACGGGCGCGAGGUGCCAGGCAACCGCGGCUACAAAUAUUUCGGGGCCGCCAAGGAUCUGCCAGGCGUGAGAGAGCUGUUCGAGCAAGAGCCGCCGCCGCCGCCGCGGCGCACGCGCGCCGAUCUCAUGCGGGACGUGGACGCGGACUAUUACGGCUACCGGGACGACGACGACGGGCUUUUGAUCCCACUCGAGCGGGAGGCAGAGAAAGAAGCAAUAGCACGAGCUGUCGACGAGUGGAAGAGAAACAAAGAGGAGAACAAGGACCAGGACAUGCCUGAAGAAGAAAACAUUUAUCCAGAAGAUCCGGAUGACAAACGCGUGGACGAUGAUGACGCUGAACCACAAGUCAUCACUUCGCACGUGGCCGUGCCCUCGCAGAAGGACAUCGAGGAAGCGCUGCUCAGGAAGAAAAAGCAGGAACUUCUGGAACAAUAUGGCUGCCUCGACGUCAAAAUGGAACAGAGCUGACAAACACUGCUCUAAUAUUUCGUUUUAAUUAUUUUAAGUGUAAUUGUGGAUGAGAACGAGAGGACUGGAAGAAAUAAAACAAACUUGAUUCCAUAA
Messenger RNA from Cydia pomonella (codling moth), 1342 nucleotides. Its product is annotated as pre-mRNA-splicing factor ISY1 homolog. Gene Ontology annotation, biological process: mRNA 3'-splice site recognition; generation of catalytic spliceosome for second transesterification step. Bases 446 to 1246 code for a protein of 266 amino acids. NCBI's taxonomy places the organism in Eukaryota, Metazoa, Arthropoda, Insecta, Lepidoptera, Tortricidae. The transcript is spliced from 7 exons. The record is from RefSeq and is a predicted model, not a curated record. Gene Ontology annotation, cellular component: post-mRNA release spliceosomal complex; Prp19 complex; post-spliceosomal complex.